Messenger RNA from Cutaneotrichosporon oleaginosum, 2277 nucleotides. RefSeq lists its product as uncharacterized. The record is from RefSeq and is a predicted model, not a curated record. Lineage: Eukaryota; Fungi; Basidiomycota; Tremellomycetes; Trichosporonales; Trichosporonaceae.
AUGCCACCCAUGAACCGCGUGCGCCGCGUAUCUGGCAUGCGCAACUUGAUCCAGCGCUCGCCGCAGGUCAGCUUUGCUGAACAAGCGCCGCCACCGCGUCCCCCCAAAACCCGAGGCAGCGUUGACCUGAUGUUUGACCUUGCUGAGGGUUACGUUCGCAAUAGACAGCACAUCCAGCCGUCCUCGCACUCGGAAGGGCAGGGAGCCCAGCAACGCCAGUUCAAGCAGACGGGCCCCGAGCCUGAGCAACACGACCCUGCGAAAGAUCACGCCACGGCAACAACACCCAAGCUCGAGCCAGCUCAGCGUGAGGGAGGACGUGUACCCUCACUCAAGUCGCUCAUUCCCUCCAAGACUGCCUCCAGUUCUCUCAAGCCUGGCACCGGCAGCUCUGCUGAAGAGCGGGGACAUACCUUCUCCCAGAGGGUCGUGCCAGCUGAUAAAGUAACAACAUCCCCUCCUCCCCGCCCACGCCGCUCCUCGCGCCGCGGGCUUGUCAAGAAGCUUAGCAUCGGCCUGACAUACCGCGAUCAAAAUCCACCUCAAGCUCUCGCGAGGGACGCCGCGGACGCGCUGACGUGCCAACCCACCCGCAACCUUCACAUCGCGGCUGUGGUCCAGUCAACCAGUGAUACAGCUCACGAGCCCAACCACAUUGUACCACGCCAGCGUCGCAACGCCAUAUCGCAUGGCUCUGGAGUGUCGCGCUCCGGAGCCCUGCCAUUCCCUGAGCUACAGACGCCGAAGGCCAUUUCGCAGGAAGACGCCGUUGACAAUGAGAACGGCCAGUCCAAAGACUGCGGAAAUCACGAGCACCACAAUGGCGAGAACCUUCAGAAUGUAGCCCUCCAACCAGGCGCAACUCAGCCAACCAGUAAUCAGGAGGCAAACGAAACCGUCCUGGACGGCCAAGCGGGGAAAUGGCAGCCCUUCCGCAAAUCAUUCAUUCGCGGCACACAAACAGACCAGAGAGCUCAGCCUGCUGUCCGCGAACGCAAGAUUUCCUUCUCCUCUAUCGUUUCCAAAGGCUCGGGCACUACCCGCGCGAUCAGCCGGACGCUGAGAAAGAGUCUGGCGAGACAGGAGCCUGCCAUCAGACUUGAGGAGGAUAGCACUGAGAAUGUAGGCGCCACCAGUAACGUCAAGAAUACCGCCAAGUGCGACCCCACGUCGACCUUGACCCAUGUGGCCCCCCAGGAUGCUGAUAUCGUCCCACAGGACUCCGCAUCCACGGCGGAGAACCUGAUCAAGGCUAAGGAGUCCCUCAACGAUUCACUCACAGAUUGCGAGUCGAGGUGCGCCCAAACCGCCUUCUCAACUAUAACAGCGGUCAGUCUCGGGGCUGAAGCCAACACGUCACUCGACGAUACCUGGCCGCCAGAGCAGCUCGCUGCUGUCGUCGCUAAGGUUGAAGCUCGCGCCGCAGCCGACGGCGUGGACCUCGACACUGUUUCCAUCGACCUAGACUGGGGAGCCACCCGGCCUAUGACUUUCCGCAGACGAGUUAGCGAGCUCGUGAGCGCUGGAACUGCGAUGAGCAACGAGGAGAUGGCGUUCUGGGAGCGCAACAAGUUCCGGGCAUCGAUUUUCGGUGUGGAGGGUAUCGACUUCUCUGAGAAGCUUCCUUGGCGUGUCUACAGCUCAGGGAAGUCACCGAAGGACAAGCCGACCUGGCCCACCAAAACCGAAGCCUCCGGAGGCGGCGUGCUAGGCAGUGAGCUGGAUCUUCGAGACGUCACGUAUGGUAAUAGCUUGGCCUUUCAGGCGCGCCAACAGGCUGCGGGUAAUGCGCGGGCUCACCAGUCUGAGGCCCCACCACCGACGCCUCCCGGCUCCUCGACGUCUGAGGUGAUGCCCAGAGCGACGAACUCUCGGGAGGCCUCUAGGGAGCACGAGCACGAUACCCCGUUGCCGCGCGGAGUCCUGCGUGGAGCAUACCACACCACGCUAACGGUCGACACGCAACCCACCGCCUACCUCAUGACGCAACUGUUUCAGCCAGACGUCUCCACUUCGUUGGAGUCGGAGGACAUGAACCUCACAGCCCUGGGCCUCGCCUCACCCACGACCCCGACCACCUCGGCGCAGGAGUAUCUCGUGCGUGGCGUCCUCCGUUCGCGCGCUGCGCCGCUGCCGGCGCCCCGUGUCGUGAGCGACCCGCCUAGCCACCAGCAGUCGACCACGGCGCGCAUGGCAGGCGUAUUCCUACCCCUCUCCGAGCGGCAUGGCAGAAUAUCCUUGCUGAGACAGGGCACGCCCAGGCUGAGAGGGUUGUAG